This is a messenger RNA of Komagataella phaffii GS115, 918 nucleotides long. RefSeq names its product Mitochondrial dicarboxylate carrier, integral membrane protein. The coding region runs from base 1 to 918 and encodes 305 amino acids. Gene Ontology annotation, biological process: oxaloacetate transport; thiosulfate transport; succinate transmembrane transport. Gene Ontology annotation, molecular function: malate transmembrane transporter activity; oxaloacetate transmembrane transporter activity; thiosulfate transmembrane transporter activity. The transcript has a single exon. NCBI's taxonomy places the organism in Eukaryota, Fungi, Ascomycota, Pichiomycetes, Pichiales, Pichiaceae. The record is from RefSeq and is a predicted model, not a curated record.
AUGACUCAGAUAAAUAGAGAGUCAAAUGACGAUAGCACAAUGCAAUAUGAGAGGAUCCCUCCCGCAAAAGGUGUAUUCCCCUUUUGGUAUGGAGGUGCCGCAUCUAUGUUUGCAUGUUUAUUCACUCAUCCUUUAGAUCUUGCCAAGGUUAGACUACAAACAGCUAGUCAACCUGGACAAAAUCUACUAACAAUCGCCAUCCGUAUCAUAAGCUCAGAAGGCAUACUUGGUGCCUAUAGUGGACUCAGUGCCUCUCUUUUACGUCAAGCUACAUACUCUACCACCCGCUUUGGUAUAUAUGAAGCUCUUAAAGAUUACUUAACAAAGGCCAAUAAUAAUCAAGAUUUGAGUACAGCCAUUCUGUUACCUUGCUCAAUGCUUGCUGGCGGUAUAGGAGGUCUGGUGGGAAAUCCAUCUGAUGUAGUUAACAUACGAAUGCAGAAUGAUUCGAGUCUGCCCAAACCCGCAAGACGAAACUAUCGCAAUGCGCUUCAUGGUCUGGCGAGAAUGGCUAAAGAAGAAGGGCUUGGCUCUUGGUUUCGAGGGUUGUUACCAAAUCUUACUCGAGGUGUAUUGAUGACUGCUUCUCAAGUGGUUUCUUACGAUGUAGCUAAGAAGUUUCUAGUAAAAAAGCUUUCCUUUGAUGAAACUACGAGAGCUACGCAUUUUUCGGCAUCCUUAAUGGCGGGAUUAGUUGCCACGACGGUGUGUUCUCCUGCUGAUGUAGUGAAGACACGGAUUAUGAAUUCGGCAGAAAAACAUCAAUCAAUUAUAACCGUGUUAACCACUGCCAUGAGAAAAGAGGGCCCAGGCUUUCUUUUUCGCGGAUGGUUUCCAUCCUUUAUUCGCCUGGGUCCUCAUACAAUUUUGACUUUUGUAGCUUUGGAACAAUUGAGAACAUGGCGGAUUGCCAUGUAG